Anopheles maculipalpis is the source of this 3569-nucleotide messenger RNA. RefSeq lists its product as uncharacterized. Gene Ontology annotation, biological process: proteolysis. Gene Ontology annotation, molecular function: serine-type endopeptidase activity. NCBI's taxonomy places the organism in Eukaryota, Metazoa, Arthropoda, Insecta, Diptera, Culicidae. The record is from RefSeq and is a predicted model, not a curated record.
AUGUAUUGGCAGCUGAUAAGCUGUCUGAUACUGUCCAUCGUGUUCAGCACGGUGGCUGAAACGCUAGGGCCUAAUCGAUUAACUUGCGGCAAGCGUAAAGUGAAGACGAUUCAUCUGAUUCACAAUGGCAUCGAUGCAAAGCCAGGUCACUGGCCUUGGCAUGCGGCCAUCUUUCAUCGUGUGCGCGGUAAACUGGAAUACGCUUGCGGUGGAUCAAUCAUCGACGAGGAAACCAUACUUACUGCGGCUCACUGCGUCUUCCUGGACAGUGGCUUAAUCGCGGAAGGCCGAAUUGUGGUGCAUGUCGGCGCUAUUCAUCUGACCGAAGAGAGUGAAUUCGUGCAGCAGCAUACAGUGGAUGAAGUGAUCGCCCAUCCUGGGUACAACUCGAGUAGAUUCAUGAACGAUAUCGCACUGUUAAAGCUGACGAACAAUAUUACGAUGACGGAAUUCGUGCAGCCCGUCUGUCUGUGGACGAUGGACAGCAAUCAGGAGCUGAUUGUCGGCAAGAAUGGCACACUGGUCGGGUUUGGACUGAACGAGAAAGAUGUUGUAUCGGAAGAGUUGAAACAGGCUCCGAUAGGGGUGGUGGAUGCACUGACAUGCAUCAAAAGUGAUCGUGUAUCGUACGCCAAUCAACUGACGUCGGAGAUGUUUUGCGGCGGUGGACUGGAAGGCGUCAGCGCUUGCAAUGGUGACAGUGGUGGAGGCUUAUUCUUUAACGUUGAUGGGAAAUGGUUCGUGCGGGGGAUUGUAUCGUUUAUUCCUUUUCGAAAAAGAACUAAACUUUGCGACGCUUCAAAGUACACUGCCUUUACCGAUGUGGCCAAGUAUAUGGGAUGGAUCGAGCUGUACGUUAAUGCGCGUGUGCUACUGAUCGACACCAACGAGUUGGAGGUGGAUUACGAGGAAAAGCUUCCCUUGUUUAACCUGAACACGUGUGGCACAAAGAUGGAAACGUUUGACGCUAAUGGUGAAGCGACGCCGUUACCUUGGCUUGGAAUGGUCUUGAACAGUGCUCGCCAGUUUAUGUGUGUCGUCACGCUCGUAAGUGACUGGUAUGCCGUAGGUCCGGCAAGCUGUUUUGAAGAUGGUGGCAAGGAGUUAAUUAUUCAGUUUGGAGGAUACGAAGAGCUACAAGAGCAGAAGUGUUUCGAGAAGGCUGGAACGACAGUCUGCACUUAUCGGACACAAAUGAUGAACAUUCAACAAGUGAUAGUGCAUCCCAGAUUUACCAAAAACGCUAUUUACAACGAUAUUGCACUGGUAGAGUUUCAAACCCCAGCAGACAUCACGCAGCCGAACGUGAAACCCAUCUGUCUUCCGGUAACGCCUGCACUGUACACCAACCUCACGACCAACCUGUCAGUGCUGACUGCAUCUUCGCAAGAGCACACUUACCGAGACCAGAUUGUGAAGGAUGUGAAUGUGAGUGUAUGUGCCAGAGUAUACAAACGUGCUGGACUGCCGGUGGAAGAGAGGAGCCUGUGUGUGACGGUUCCAGAGGAAGAUUUAUCAAAAUGUUACACCAUAGGUAAAGGCGCACCUCUUUACGAGCGUGCAACGGUCGAUGGUGCCGAGCGGUUUAUAUUGCGUGGAUUAGAUAUACUUGGCUUAACGUGCGCAAGUUCGAUUAGUAUUGUGAAUGCUUAUCUCGAUCUCUACGCUUACCUGGACUGGAUGCUGUACAACAUGAAGCAUAAUGUGGUGCGUACUGCUGAAGCGGAAGCUGCCAACGCAAGCUUAGCAGAAUGGAUCGAGUUGCAGCAGGAACCGGGCAAUGAGAAGCUGAAGCUGUUCGAUAUGGAUACCUGUGGAGAGCUUGUUAAGGAAGCUGAUCCUAGUACUAUCAUUCCCUGGAUAGGAACGCUAAAAGUGAUCGACAAUUCCACUAAUUUGCUAGCAACACCUGGCCAAUCAAUACUGAAACCCCAAGAGACGGCAAGCAUUGUAGUGUUGAUAAGUGAGCGGUACGCCUUGGCUCCGGCUCACGUGUUUAGUGAACCGACAACUUGGCGAUCAAUUAUCCUUGGUCUUACCCGGUACAAUCCACUGUUGCAAAUCGAGUGUGUGUUUCGAGCGUGUGAACCACCGUACCAGGAGGUGCAGAUAAAAAAUGUAACCAUCCAUCCCGACUUUAACACAACUUCCCAUCUAAACAAUCUCGCACUGAUCGAACUGCUCGAACCAGCAAACAUCUCGAAACCAUUCAUCCAGCCCAUAUGCUUACCGCUGACGGAGAGGUUUCGCAACAGCAGACCGUUAGAGUUGCUGCUGCCAACCUAUAUCUAUUACGGGCAGAGCAAUAAACUGUCGCCGCUGGAUCGGGUCAACUGUGAGGAACGGUUUGCACAGGAGGGCGUCCUUAUUUCGCUGACCGAUCGGGCACGAUGUGCGAUUUUGGACAAAGACUAUGGUGAAGCAGCAACGGUGAAAUCUGGCACGCCCCUGCAAACCUUGGUGCAGGUUGGAGAUCACCAGCGUUACUUUCUUGGUGGAAUUAACAGUUUUAGGGAUCUGGUUAACUACCAAAAUCCGGCCUAUCCGUAUCUGUUUGCGGACAUUAAUUCGUACCUGGAUUGGAUACUGGACAACAUGAAGCUUAAUCCUAGCGAGGCUUCACCGACCGACGAGUCAUCGCAGUUGGUUCCUGUGGUGCAUCCUGAGCCAAUACGAAACACAUCACGAAGAAGACUGUUCAAUUUCAACACCUGUGGUUUAUACACGAAAGGAACCUCUCAGAGCGCUAUCUAUGAAGUGGAACCGUGGUCAGGAUUCGUGUUUGCACUCGACCCAACGUACAAUUCUACUUCGUUCGAAAGAUGUGCUGCGGUGUUAAUUAGCGAAUGGUAUGCUGUUGGUGUAGCGAGCUGUUUAGAUCCGGGAAAGGAGUUGUUUGUACAAUUUGGCGGAUAUAUUAAAUCAACAGGAAAGGAUUGCUACGAGUACGAAGAAACGACAAUUUGCCGACCAGAAACGCAUCAAGUUCCGGUCGAGAAGGUUAUAAUUCAUCCGAAUUAUAGCAGACCGAGCUAUGCCAAUGAUAUCGCAUUGAUACAGACCAGACCGGCUGAUAUUUCGCAAAAGCACGUGAAACCAAUCUGCUUACCCAUUCUAGACGAGAUUCGCAGUUACAACGUGUCUACGCUGGCUACAGUUACUUUCGGUGAAGCUCAUGGUUCGUUCGUUUCUGCGAAGGUAGACGACAGAUACAUCAACUCGACGGAAUGUCAGAGACGGUGGGAUGGAAUGGCGCUGAAGUUUCAGAUCCAGAAUACGAAGCAAUGCAGCCUAAACAAGCGCGAAACUAGUGAAAGAUGUACGGGAGACAUAGUGGCUAGGCCAGGCUUUGCCCUUCACUCCACUCAAGAGCUGCUGGGAACACAGCGACACUUUCUGCGUGGCUUGCUUGUAGUUGAACCGAAUCUUUGCAGUGUGUACUAUCCGGCAAUCUAUACGGAUGUGGAUGUUUACAUGGACUGGAUACUGGAGAGCAUGGAUGAGACAUUAAACACCUUAACAAGAACGUACAACUUGAUGGAGAAGCUAGUGUUCAUUUAAAUACAAUU